AUGUCCGCUCCUAAAAUCAUCCUAUACACCAACCACCUUUGCCCGUGGGCUCACCGCGCCCACAUCGCACUCAAGGAAUCUGGCCUCGACUACGAGGAAGUGAUUAUUGACCUCGACACACCCCGUGAGCCCUGGUACCUGGAAAUCAACCCACGCGGCCAAGUCCCCACUCUCUCAUACAAUGGCAAUAUCAUCGCUGAAUCCGGUAUUAUUGCCCAAUUCAUCGCUGACGCCCACCCCUCCACCCUCCUCCCUCCGUCAGGCACCGCCGAGAACGCCCUAGUCCGCGCUCGUAUCUCCUUCCUCGUCGACUCUUUCUUCAACAAGGUCGUCCCCCACUUCCUUGCUAGCAUCCGCUCCGCCUCCGAGGAAGAGCGCGAUGCCGCCGCACAAGCACUGGCUGCUGCCGCUGCGAAGGAAAUCGAGCCUCUUCUCGCAGAGACCGAUGGCAAGGGACCGUUCUUUGGAGGAAACGAGAAGAUAACAUUGGCUGAGGUCCAAUCUGGAUCCUUCCUUCUCCGUAUCUUGGGCUUCACUAAGCCUGAGCAUGGAUUGGUCAGUAAGAAUCUGCCUGCCCUGUUGGAGGCCCAGGCACCACGAUUCAAGCGCUGGGCUGAGGCUACAGCGCAGCAGGAGAGUGUCAACUUUAUCUUUGAUUUGAAGACUGUUGCGGACCGGAUGCGUUCUCGGUAUGCGCCUAAGAACUAG
Molecule: messenger RNA, 708 nt
Organism: Penicillium odoratum
Lineage: Eukaryota; Fungi; Ascomycota; Eurotiomycetes; Eurotiales; Aspergillaceae
Product: glutathione S-transferase family protein
Exons: 3
Coding region: 1-708 (235 amino acids)
Cellular component (GO): cytoplasm
Source: RefSeq, a predicted model, not a curated record